CACAGGUACUUGCCAUCCAUCCUGCUUCUGUUGGUUCCAGCCCACCAGCCUCCACCUCCUGAGCUAUGCUGAUCCUGUCCUGCUCUUCCAAGUUGCAACUGCUAGAGGGGAUUUUGAGGAAGAGCCUCCCCCAAACCCUUGCGGUCCAUGGAGCAGUAAUGCACAUAAACCGUGGGAACCCAGCCAGGCAUGAGGUCCUUGUGGAUUCAUGGCCAAAGUUCAAAGCUGUCCUCACUCGGCCACACAGAGAGGUUGCCACGGAUGACUCUGAUUUCUAUACCAACAUGUAUGCAGCAUUCUACCAUGAUCGUGAAGUGUAUCAAACCCUUUUGCAGGACUCAGAUGCUGUCAACUGGGCCCAAGCCUUCCGUAUCCACGGGCUCCAGGAUGGGCUAUAUGAAGCUUCCCAAGAUGCUGCUGCUGCCAAGCAAGUGCAGUUCUCACCAUCUUCCUACUUCACAUACUAUCACCCUGACCCAAAUAAAAUGCAUGUACAUCAGCUAGAUCCCAGCCUGAGGCUUUCCACUUUGAAUAGCUCCCAUGUUGACCUGCUGAAUGAAACAUGGGCCUACGGGGGCAAUGAACACAGUCGCAAAUACGUGGCUUCUUUGGUGCGUUCCUUCCCCAGCAGGUGCAUCCUGGACAGCAAUGGAUGCCUGAUCAGCUGGAACAUCCUCGAUCCUUUCGGUGCAAUGGGACUUGGUUAUACCCUUCCAGAGUAUCGUGGUCGUGGCUACAUUACUAUAGUCCAUAAAGCACUGGCCAUGAAUAUCCAUGCAUUUGGCUACCCUAUAUAUGGCAACGUAGCCCUUGAUAAUGUGCGUAUGCAGAAUUUAAAUGAACAUUUGGGCCACCAGAGGUUAGCUGCAUUAUACCAUAUCAUUUUACACAUCCCUAAAUCCUCUGCUGUUUCCUGAGGAUUUUCCUGUCCUGAUGAGAAGGGCAUCAGAACACUGCCUCUCUGAACCCCAC
Heteronotia binoei (common prickly gecko) is the source of this 972-nucleotide messenger RNA. RefSeq names its product glycine N-acyltransferase-like protein 3. The transcript has 5 exons. NCBI's taxonomy places the organism in Eukaryota, Metazoa, Chordata, Lepidosauria, Squamata, Gekkonidae. Gene Ontology annotation, cellular component: mitochondrion. Bases 66 to 917 code for a protein of 283 amino acids. Gene Ontology annotation, molecular function: glycine N-acyltransferase activity. The record is from RefSeq and is a predicted model, not a curated record.